This is a messenger RNA of Ziziphus jujuba (common jujube), 1517 nucleotides long. Its product is annotated as chlorophyll synthase, chloroplastic. The record is from RefSeq and is a predicted model, not a curated record. Lineage: Eukaryota; Viridiplantae; Streptophyta; Magnoliopsida; Rosales; Rhamnaceae. The transcript is spliced from 15 exons. Gene Ontology annotation, cellular component: membrane. The coding region runs from base 99 to 1226 and encodes 375 amino acids. Gene Ontology annotation, molecular function: chlorophyll synthetase activity. Gene Ontology annotation, biological process: chlorophyll biosynthetic process.
CUGGCUGAGUUAUCAACUACGAAGCUCCUCUCCGUCCCUCUCUGUGUCUCUCCUCCCAAUCCCUCUCUCUUCCAUUUCGAAAGCUCUGAAUCGCUUCCAUGGCGUCCGUGCUUAAUACAGUUCCUUCCAUAAAAUUAUCCAACAUCGGAACUUGUAGAGUUCGAAAUAAUCGGCCUGCUUUAACUCCAUUUUCGGUUUCGUUUACCAGGCGCAGACUUACAAUUAGGGCAACGGAGACUGAUACGAAUGAAGCAGUGAAAUCUCAGGCACCAGAUAAGGCGCCGGCUAGUAAUGGUUCGAACUUCAACCAGCUUCUGGGCAUUAAAGGAGCUGCGCAAGAAACUAAUAAAUGGAAGAUCCGUCUUCAGCUUACAAAGCCUGUAACUUGGCCUCCAUUAGUUUGGGGAGUAGUCUGUGGAGCUGCUGCUUCUGGAAAUUUUCAUUGGAAUUUCGAGGAUGUUGCCAAAUCUAUUGUUUGCAUGUUGAUGUCUGGUCCAUUUCUCACUGGUUAUACACAGACAAUUAACGAUUGGUAUGACAGAGAGAUUGAUGCGAUUAAUGAGCCUUAUCGUCCAAUUCCUUCGGGAGCAAUAUCUGAGAAUGAGGUUAUUACCCAAAUCUGGGUGCUGCUGUUAGGAGGCCUCGCCUUGGCUGGUUUGUUAGAUGUGUGGGCAGGACAUGACUUCCCUACAGUUUUUUACCUAGCUGUGGGUGGGUCCCUAUUGUCAUACAUAUACUCUGCUCCACCUUUAAAGCUGAAACAAAAUGGAUGGAUUGGAAAUUUUGCCCUUGGAGCUAGUUAUAUAAGUUUGCCAUGGUGGGCUGGUCAGGCUCUAUUUGGGACCCUUACGCCUGACAUAAUCGUUCUCACACUCUUGUACAGUAUAGCUGGGCUCGGUAUUGCCAUUGUUAAUGACUUUAAAAGUGUUGAAGGAGAUAGAGCACUGGGACUUCAGUCACUCCCUGUAGCUUUUGGCAUGGAAACAGCCAAAUGGAUUUGUGUUGGUGCUAUUGACAUAACUCAGAUAUCUGUAGCUGGUUACCUGCUAGGGGCUGGUAAACCAUAUUAUGCCUUAGCUCUUCUGGCCUUAAUAAUUCCACAGGUCUUUUUUCAGUUCAAGUACUUUCUCAAAGAUCCUGUUAAAUAUGAUGUCAAAUAUCAGGCCAGCGCACAGCCAUUUCUUAUACUUGGUCUUUUGGUGACUGCCCUAGCAACCAGCCACUGAUAUUCAAAGCUGCAGAUUAGUAAACGGAAAUUGAGAGGGUAUACAUGACAAGUUCAGGGUGGAAAGAACAGAGAGCUGCUAAGGUGGUCUCUCUGCUUAGGUCGAUUAGGGGGGAAAAAGUGAAACUCCAGCGUACAUGUGGAAGUGUUUAAAUUGUGCCAAAUUUUGUUGUUUACACAAUUAGGACCGAGUGUUUUAAUUUUUGUUUUCUCCUUUUUGUGUUGUUAGUCUGGAUUCCUAAUUGAAGUUUAUGUUGUUGUAAUGUUAAUAGCUUUGGGCUUUUGAUGGUUC